Molecule: messenger RNA, 3261 nt
Organism: Sapajus apella (tufted capuchin)
Lineage: Eukaryota; Metazoa; Chordata; Mammalia; Primates; Cebidae
Gene: ZSCAN31
Product: zinc finger and SCAN domain containing 31
Exons: 4
Coding region: 669-1877 (402 amino acids)
Biological process (GO): regulation of transcription by RNA polymerase II
Molecular function (GO): RNA polymerase II cis-regulatory region sequence-specific DNA binding; DNA-binding transcription factor activity, RNA polymerase II-specific
Source: RefSeq, a predicted model, not a curated record
CCAAAAACUUAUGUCUCCCUUGGCCUGGGGGUGGAGUGUAAGGUAAAUGGAUGUGCUUUGGUCAAGAACAGGGCGAGGCAGAUAUCCAGCCCAGCAUGACUCAGCAAGUUUGGAACGAAGGCGCACCACUCCACUCGUUAUGUAACCUGUUUGUGUAAGCUCAUAUUUGGCUCGGAGCCACUAUUGUCUGUAAAAGGUAUAACUGCCCUGCUGACGCUGUACAUAGGGCUUGUGUCCAGAGAGAGAGAAAUUGCUGACCAUGGAAGGGAGAACUGGCUGCCUUGCAGACAGACGAGGGUGAGCCAGGAACUAACAAGCUUGCCAGGGAAUACAGCUGUUGAGUGUGGGAGCGGCAGGAGGCCCAUAGCCGGUUGCCGAGAAGGGCUGCAGCCUCAGAGGAGGCAGCUGAGACAGACGCAGACAAUGUGAGAGAGCUGCAGCUGCUGCUGCUGAAGAAAAUCACAUUUCACCUGCCUACAGCUCCCUGUGUGUUCUUUCUGUUAUCUGCCACCCAUCCACCAGCUCUCCUUGGACCUCAGCAUGGGCUGGAACCUGACAAAUGGUACGACAGUGGUGUCUUCUCCUAAGGAAGAUUAAAUCAGAAAAUUUUAAAUCACAGUUACCCUUUCACCUCAAGCCAGAGUAAGCCUUUUAAAUUAAUCUCAGGAAUGGCUUCAACAGAGGAACAGUACGGACUGAAGAUUGUGAAGGUGGAAGAAGACCCUUUCUGGGACCAAGAAACCUACCUUCGAGUGAACAACUUUUCUGGCCAAGAAGCCUCUCGACAACUUUUUAGGCAGUUUUGUUAUCAAGAGACUCUUGGUCCCCGAGAAGCUCUGAGCCAGCUCCGAGAACUCUGUCAUCAGUGGCUAAGGCCAGAAAUCCACACCAAAGAGCAAAUCUUGGAGCUGCUGGUGCUAGAGCAGUUCCUGACCAUCCUGCCUGAGGAACUCCAGGCCUGGGUACAGAAGCACCAUCCGCAGAGUGGGGAGGAGGCUGUGGCUGUAGUUGAAGAUUUGGAACAAGAGCUUAGUGAGCCAGGGAACCAGGAUCCAGAUCAUGAAGGUGGACAUUCAGAGGAUGUGGAACAUCCGAAGAUCAAGCAGGAACCAGCAGACAUCCAGGUUCAGCCUAUGGUGACACAGCUCAAAUGUGAAUCUUUUCACCUCCACCAAUUUCGAGAACAAGAUGGUGAAAGUAUACCUGAGAACCAGAAUUUGGCAUCAAAGCAAGAAAUCUUAAAAGAAGUGGAACAUUUGAGGGAUAGCAGACUCCAAAGAGAUGUAUCUUUGGAUUCUAAGCACAGAGGAACUUGUAAACAAGACAGCAGGGCAGAAAAGCAGCAGGAACAUUCCACUGGAGAGAGACGCCACAGGUGCAAUGAAUGUGGUAAAAGCUUCACUAAGAGUUCGGUACUCAUUGAGCACCAGAGAAUCCACACUGGGGAGAAGCCAUACGAAUGUGAAGAAUGUGGGAAGGCUUUUAGCCGGAGGUCGAGCUUGAAUGAACAUCGGCGGAGCCACACUGGAGAGAAACCCUACCAAUGUAAGGAGUGUGGGAAAGCCUUCAGUGCCAGCAAUGGCCUCACUAGACACAGAAGAAUCCACACAGGGGAAAAACCAUAUGAAUGCAAAGUGUGUGGGAAGGCUUUCCUCCUCAGCUCAUGCCUUGUUCAGCAUCAGAGGAUACACACUGGAGAGAAGCGCUAUCAGUGUAAUCAGUGUGGCAAAGCCUUCAUUCAGAAUGCAGGGCUUUUCCAGCAUCUCCGAGUCCACACUGGUGAGAAACCAUAUCAGUGCAGUCAGUGCAGUAAAAUCUUUAGUAAGAAGGCACUUCUUAUGAAACAUCAGAGAAUCCACACUGGAGAGAGACCAUGAGUGUGAUGAGUGUGGGAAAGCCUUCAGUCAUCAUUGCAACCUUAUUAGGCAUUUUAGAAUCCAUACUGUUCCAGCAGAACUGGACUAAUUCUGUGAACCCUCAGACCCCUAAAUGGGACCAUCUUGGAAAGAAGAGUUUCAGAUGGCUUAUUCUGUUCUUGUAAGAUUUAUUUUUGCUUUGCAGUGAAUCACUUGUCUACAAACCAGGUGCUGGUGUCUCCACUGUGGAUGACUGACUGUAGGGGGUUGCUGGGUGGCCUUCUUAUUCCCUAUACUUUGGUUUGUUUCUAAUUAUUUCUUUUAAAGGGACCAAAUCUUAUUGGAAAUAAAUUGUUAUGGAGGGCCUGUUUUUGAGUAAUACUGAAUAUUGAACAACUCUAAAAGAUCAGUAUAUUUAUAUUCUUUUUAAAAAAGAUUGGCGAAGAUCAAAGGGAAUUCAGAGGUGCAUCUUUUUCUGUAAGACUAACAUUUUAAACAAACUUAAGAUUUUUGGGUAUAAAAAUCAACCACAUUCCCAAAGGAAAUUAUUGCUAUGGUCUCUCCUAGGAAUGUGAUAGAAAUCUUCUGUAAGCAGCAUUAUCCAUGGUAUGAAACCUGUAGUUUUAAUCGUUUAGAAAUCUAUGUCUCAUUUCAUAUCUAACUCAUGUUUUUGAUAUGAAUCCUCAAAAUAUGUUGAUAUCAUAUGUUAAUAUGAGUUUGAUAUGAAUCAUCAACAUAGUAUAUCAAAAUCUCAAUGCAGGUCAUUACUGUAAGUUUUCCAUUUUUGUUACAAAUAAUAUGAUAUUUAAAAAUCUCUAUUCUUUAUAGGGUACCCCUUUAAUUCAUAGCCUUUUAUGUCAGCAUUAUUCUUAUUUUAGGGGUUGGUCAGCAACUUUGAGUGCCAUAGCAAGCAGCAUCACUGAAGUAGUUCUGUAAAGAAAAAAAGUAUGAUAUCUUGGGCAGCUUGCUACUUACUGGGGAGACCAGCAUGCUCAAACAUUUAUUGUCAGGGUUAAACAUAUGCUCUGGGACCAAGUUCAAAUCCUACCUCCCCAUUUGUGAGAUGUGGAACUGUAGGUGACUUAUCUAAAUGCCACCAUGCUGUAGUCUCCCAUCUGUAAAACAGGAUGAUACCAGUAUCAUCCUCAGUAGGUGCAUAAGAUUAAAUAGAUACAAACAUGGAAAGCACUUAAAAUGUAGCUCUUAAUAAAUGUGCAUUAUAUUUUACAUAAGAGAUAAUACCAUUUAACAAACGUAGGUAGAAUUUUAAGUAUCAUGUUAAAAUUUGGAUAUGAAAUGCCUCUGCUGACAUUCUUGUUAUUCUUUUCUCCACAGUCAAAAUCUGAAUCAGAAUAUUUCAAAAGAGAGGAAAUAAAAGUUCAGCUUAAAACUAUUCUGCCCUAAA